AUGAUAAGUGCCCCCUUAGGGGAUUUCCGGCACACCAUGCACAUAGGCAGGGCAGGAGAUGCCUUCGGAGACACGUCUUUCCUGGCCAAAGUGGACGAUCAGCAAGAACCAGAAGAAUCGAAGAAAGAGUUUGGAGAUCUAACAGACUUGCCAGAUACGGCUCCCAAAAGCACCUACGGCAUGAAACAUGCAGAGUCCAUCAUGUCAUUUCAUAUUGACUUGGGCCCAUCCAUGUUGGGCGAUAUAUUGAGCAUCAUGGACAAGGAUCAGUGGGAGCAGGAUCUUGACCUAGGUCUCGACAAACUGGAUGGAAAUGGUGCAAACCGUCGCCAACACUCUAUGCCUUCUAAGCCAACAGGUCCCUCAGCAGUUAUUCCCUCAACAAAAGCUGCUCAUGGAAGCCUUCCUACAUCCAGCAGAAACAAUAAAAUUCAGCCAACCAAAGAAAACCAUUCAGUUUCCAGAGGUUCCUCAGGAAUCCCAGAGGAAAAACCAAGAAAGGGAAGAGACUUCUCCUUCAUGGAUGAGGAGGAGGAGGAUGAGAUAAGGGUGUAG
Molecule: messenger RNA, 555 nt
Organism: Staurois parvus
Lineage: Eukaryota; Metazoa; Chordata; Amphibia; Anura; Ranidae
Source: the annotation of a GenBank genome assembly